AUGGGUUGCGGAAUGAGCACGGAGGAGAAGGAGGGCAAGGCCCGCAACGAGGAGAUUGAGAACCAGUUGAAGAGGGACAAGAUCAUGCAGCGCAACGAGAUCAAGAUGCUCCUUCUGGGUGCUGGUGAAUCCGGAAAGUCAACCAUCUUAAAACAGAUGAAGAUUAUUAACGAGGGUGGUUACUCGCGCGACGAGCGAGAAUCAUUCAAGGAAAUUAUCUUCAGCAACACGGUACAGUCGAUGCGCGUCAUUCUCGAGGCUAUGGAAUCUUUAGAAUUACCCUUGGAGGAUCAACGAAUGGAAUACCACGUUCAGACCAUCUUUAUGCAACCUGCUCAAAUCGAAGGCGACGUCCUACCUCCAGAGGUUGGUAACGCGAUUGAGGCUCUAUGGAAGGAUCGUGGUGUCCAAGAGUGUUUCAAGCGAUCGCGUGAAUACCAAUUAAACGACUCCGCGAGAUAUUACUUCGAUAACAUUGCUCGUAUUGCAGCCCCCGACUAUAUGCCCAACGAUCAGGACGUUCUCCGUUCUCGUGUCAAGACCACCGGUAUUACAGAGACGACCUUCAUCAUUGGCGAUCUUACAUACAGAAUGUUUGAUGUCGGUGGUCAGCGAUCAGAACGAAAGAAGUGGAUUCACUGCUUCGAAAAUGUCACAACCAUUUUAUUCUUGGUUGCCAUUUCUGAGUACGAUCAACUGCUAUUCGAAGAUGAGACUGUCAACCGUAUGCAAGAAGCUUUAACUUUGUUCGACUCUAUCUGCAACUCCCGAUGGUUUAUUAAGACCUCAAUAAUCCUGUUCUUGAACAAGAUCGACAGAUUCAAGGAGAAGCUUCCGAUCAGCCCGAUGAAGAACUACUUCCCCGACUACGAAGGUGGUGACGACUAUGCGGCGGCUUGCGAUUACAUCCUUAACCGGUUUGUCAGCUUGAACCAACACGAAACUAAGCAGAUCUACACACAUUUCACCUGCGCAACGGAUACAACACAAAUCCGAUUCGUCAUGGCCGCGGUUAACGAUAUCAUCAUCCAAGUAAACCUUCGUCUCUGCGGUCUGAUUUAA
Messenger RNA from Hypoxylon trugodes, 1062 nucleotides. Its product is annotated as guanine nucleotide-binding protein subunit alpha. The record is from RefSeq and is a predicted model, not a curated record. NCBI's taxonomy places the organism in Eukaryota, Fungi, Ascomycota, Sordariomycetes, Xylariales, Hypoxylaceae. Bases 1 to 1062 code for a protein of 353 amino acids. Gene Ontology annotation, cellular component: heterotrimeric G-protein complex. Gene Ontology annotation, biological process: G protein-coupled receptor signaling pathway. Gene Ontology annotation, molecular function: GTP binding; GTPase activity; G protein-coupled receptor binding. The transcript is spliced from 4 exons.